CUGUACUAACAGUAAGUUUCCUUUCCUAUGAUGUGUGUUAGAGAAUAAGCAGGUGCUGAUAACGCGCUGGUCACACGUGCAGUGAACAACAGACCUCUCUUCUAGUGAUGUGUCAUGCGCAAAAGAUGCGGCUCUGAGAGCCGAUGCUUUGUAGUGAAUCAGAAGAGCCGGCUCGCAUCGAGUGAGAGCCGGCUCCCAGUUUUUUUCCUUUCGCGGCUUACCUCAAGGCAGAACUUUGUUUUGAUUGGUCAGCAAUCGCAUCGCGGCCAAUCAGAUGUGAGGAUAUGGGAUCAUACCAUUAUGUAAAAACAGAGAGGGGGGUGAAGUUAAGCGGCACUCCACUGCAAGUUAACGAGUCGUAACAACGUUAAUAACGACACUGUCUGUCAGAUAGCGGUGAGGAGAGUGUGUGAGUUGGCGUAUUUGAAACUAUGAGUGACACCCGAAAGAGAAGCAGCAUCUGGCUCCAGUUUAAAGACGAUGGAAACAACAAAGCAGAGUGCAUUCACUGCAAGAUGAAAAUUACUUUAAGAGCAGGUUCCACCACAAACCUGCAUAGACAUGUGAGAACUGUCCAUCCUACAGUGCAGUUAGAGGAGAGAGGGCAAGCUAGCACACCAUCUACAGAUCCUGGUUUGUCUCAUCCCCAAAAAACAGCAACUGCAGCAGCAUCUACUGGCUUCCACACACAUGCAGUUUCCUGCUUUUCCUCUGAGUUUAAUUUGGAUGGAGAUUACUUAUUGGGUGGCUUUUUUCCAGUGCACGAAAUUCAACAUGCAACAGCCCUUUCCUCCCCGGAAGCCAUUGAAUGUUAUAGGCACACUCUGUCAAAAUCUGGCUAUCGGAUGUUUCAAGUAAUGAGGUUUGCUGUUGAGGAGAUUAAUAACUCCACUACCCUGCUGCCUAAUGUUUUUCUAGGCUACGAGAUUGUUGACCAUUGUUCUGACACUCUGAAUUUCCCAUCAGUCUUGAGUUUCAUCUCACAGAAUGGAUCAAUAAAACCUCAAGAAAAACUCAACAGCCAUCAGCCUAAAGUAAUUGCUUUAACAGGACCAUAUGGAAGCACAAGAACUAUUACAAUUGCGUCUUUGGUCACAAUGGACCUUAUACCAAUGGUAAACUAUGGUGCUUCUAGUUAUGCACUAAGCAAUAAGCUUCAGUAUCCCUCUUUUUUUAGAACAAUCCCUAGCAACAAAGACUUGAUACAGAUGAUUAUUCACAUCAUACAGUGGUUUGGAUGGAACUGGGUUGCUUUUCUUGGAGGUCCAGACAAUUACAGUGAAGAUGGCCUACAGCUGUUUAACAGUUAUAUUGAAGAUACUGGCAUUUGUUUGGCCUUUCAAGAGCUUCUGAGUCAAAGUUCGAACUACAGUCUAACUCUUCAAAUGAUUAAUAGGCUCAACAUCAAUGUCAUUGUGGUUUUCACUGGGUCACAAUAUGCAAAGAACAUAAUCAAAGCAGCCAUAGCAAACAACAUCCGAGACAAAGUCUGGAUUGCAAGUGAAACAUGGUCUAUGAAUCAACAGCUUCCAAAAGAGCCGGGAGUUGAGAACAUUGGAACAAUUAUUGGCAUUACAGAGAGAAUUUUAUCAUUGCCUGGAUUUAAUGAAUUCAUAAAUAAAGCCAAAGGAACACGUAAGAUUUAUACUAAUGAUAACAUUGAGAGUGAAAUCCAGAUGAAGACAUGUAAUCAAUAUUGUGACAACUGCUCAUUGUUGACCGCCGAGGAAAUUGUAAAUGAAGAUCCCACAUUCUCCUUUGCCAUCUACUCUGCCAUAUAUUCCAUAGCUCAUGCAUUACAUAAAGUUCUUCAGUGUGACAUCAAUGAAUGCAGAACAGACAUAACAGUUAAACCAUAUAUGCUUCUGGAAGAAAUGAAGAAGUUGGAUUUUCCUCUCAAUGGUCGUCAGGUGAAAUAUGAUGUUAAUGGUGAUCCAGCUGUCAGUUAUGCAGUCGUGCUGUGGCAUAGUGAAACAAAAACGCCCUGGAUUCAGGUGGUUGGCACUUACGACACAUUUCCUGAAACCAUUUUUGCCAUCAACAACUCUCUCAUGCCCUGGCAUAACAAUACUGCUGUGCCUUUCUCAAACUGCUCUGUUGAGUGUAAGGAGGGGUUCUCAAGAGAACGUGUGGGAUAUCAUGACUGUUGCUUUCUCUGUAAGAAAUGCCCACAAAACAGCUAUUUGAAUUCUUCUCGGGACCCUUAUGUCUGUCUUCCAUGUGCUGAGAGUGAAUGGUCAGAAGAGGGCAGCACGACAUGUACGGCACGUUCUGUCGUCUAUCUUGAGAUCACAGACAUCACGUCUGUUGCAGUUAUAACUUCAGCCACACUUCUGAUGAGUGUCUUCAUUGCAAUCUUUUGUCUUUUCGCCUGCAAUUACAACACGCCAGUGGUUAGGUCUGCUGGUGGCAACAUGUGUUUUCUCAUGCUGGCGUGUUUGAUUAUGUCUACCACAAGCGUGUUCUUUUUCUUUGGACAACCCACAGCAGUCAAUUGUAUCCUGAGGAGCUUGACAUUUUCUUUUUUCUUCACAAUCUGUCUCUCAUGUUUGACUGUCCGUUCCUUUCAAAUUGUUUGUAUCUUCAAGAUGGCUGCCAAGUUCCCUAAAUUACACAGCUUGUGGGUAAAGCACAGUGGCCAGUGGCUCUUUGUUGCAUCCUUUUCUGUCAUUCAUUUAUUUUUAUGUAUGCUGUGGGUGACUGUCUCAGCUCCCAAACCGUUUCAAGACUCUUUUUCUUUUAAAGACCAGUCUGUUCUCAGCUGUGAAAAGGGGCUCUCUGUUGCCUUGGCAAUUGUUGUAUUCAUAGGUUGGUUUCUUGGUUUCCUAUGCGUAUUGUUUUCUUACAUGGGAAGAGAUCUGCCGAAAAAUUACAAUGAGGCCAAAUCAAUAACUUUCGGUAUCAUUUUGUACUAUGUGAUCUGGAUAGUAUACAUCACAGCUCUCCUUCUUAUCAAAAGCAAAUACGUGCAGCUUUUUAAUGCAAUAACUCAGCUGUCCAGUGUAUAUGCAAUUCUCUUUAGUUAUUUCAUACCGAAAUCUUUCAUCAUGCUAUUUCAACCGGAGAAGAACACUGCUGCGUACUUUCAAACAUCUAUUCAAAGCUACACCCAAACCAUUAGUAGGAAUUAA
Molecule: messenger RNA, 3131 nt
Organism: Triplophysa dalaica
Lineage: Eukaryota; Metazoa; Chordata; Actinopteri; Cypriniformes; Nemacheilidae
Product: taste receptor type 1 member 1-like
Exons: 7
Coding region: 432-3131 (899 amino acids)
Biological process (GO): G protein-coupled receptor signaling pathway
Cellular component (GO): membrane
Molecular function (GO): G protein-coupled receptor activity; DNA binding
Source: RefSeq, a predicted model, not a curated record